This is a messenger RNA of Lucilia cuprina (Australian sheep blowfly), 601 nucleotides long. RefSeq lists its product as uncharacterized. Lineage: Eukaryota; Metazoa; Arthropoda; Insecta; Diptera; Calliphoridae. The coding region runs from base 168 to 509 and encodes 113 amino acids. The record is from RefSeq and is a predicted model, not a curated record. The transcript is spliced from 3 exons.
AAUCUACAACAGUCAUUCGCCAAUUGAGUCGCUCUCACGAUCGUCAUUUCAAAAACUAACGUUUAUUUCCGUUCAAGUAACUUUUUUUACAUUUAGUUCAAGAAAAUCUAAAGCGUGUUAGUGUUUUUAUAAAAAUCAAGAAAAUUUUUAAGAAAAUUUAUCUUAAAAUGAAUUUUUUAAUAAAAUUAUUUGCUCUAAGUCUUGUGCUCGGUUUAGCCCUAGCCGAUGUGCGUUAUCGUGGUAAUGCCGUACAUAGAGAUCAUCCCAAUCAGUGUUACUAUGAAGAAUUACAGCAGGCAAUACCCAUUAAUCAAUCAUUUACACCUCUCAAUCGGGAAGGUCACUGUGAACGUAUUUUCUGCCGUUCGGAUUAUGUUUUAGUUAUGGAAUUCUGUGGCCGUCACAAUAUAGUACCUAAUGCUACAUGCAGCAUUGAAUCGGAUAUGCGUCAACCCUAUCCGGAUUGUUGUCCACAGCGUGUCUGUCAAAAUGAUAAUAAUUUUAUAUAAAUAUGGAAAAAACCAAACACUUCACCAAAGAUUCCAAUAAUUACUAAAAAAAAAGUAUUAAGAAGAAAAAAUGUUAAUGUUUGAAAUUGUUA